CUGAUGGGUGCUUUGAACGAUGACGAUUCUUCAGUUUGCAGCACAGUCAAUCUUCAACCUCCAGAGCCUGAACCUGAAGAAAUAGUGGAAGAAGAACCAGAACCCGUGGAGCCAGAAUCCUGCUUCACUGACAAAUGUGUGAUGAAGUGGCCGUGUUUGACCGUGGACAUUUCCAGCGGCAAAGGCAAGCUGUGGUGGAACCUUCGUAAGACUUGCUUCACCAUAGUGGAGCAUGACUGGUUCGAAACCUUCAUAAUUUUCAUGAUCCUCCUCAGCAGUGGAGCUCUGGCUUUUGAAGACAUACACAUAGAACGACGCCGCACCAUCAAAAUCUUUCUGGAGUAUGCUGACAAGAUUUUCACCUACAUCUUUGUCAUCGAGAUGCUCCUUAAAUGGGUCGCGUACGGCUUCAAGACUUACUUCACCAACGCUUGGUGCUGGUUAGACUUUUUCAUUGUGGAUGUCUCCUUGAUUAGUUUAGUGGCCAACUGGCUGGGAUACUCCGACCUUGGACCAAUCAAAUCGCUCAGAACCCUGAGAGCACUGAGGCCUCUUCGAGCGCUGUCAAGAUUCGAAGGCAUGAGGGUUGUGGUGAAUGCGCUCGUUGGAGCGAUUCCCUCCAUCUUCAACGUGCUGCUGGUCUGUUUGAUUUUCUGGCUCAUCUUCAGCAUCAUGGGCGUUAAUCUGUUCGCUGGCAAGUUUUAUCGCUGCAUCAACACCACCUCGGGUGAACUCUUCCCCAUGUCAGAGGUCAACAAUCACAGUGAAUGCAUGGCCCUGAAGGAGGCCACACAGGAGGCUCGCUGGGUAAACGUCAAAGUCAACUACGACAAUGUUGGACAGGGAUACCUGUCUCUGCUUCAAGUGGCAACCUUUAAAGGCUGGAUGGACAUUAUGUARGCUGCUGUGGACUCAAGAGAGGUUGAGGAGCAACCAUCUUACGAGAUCAACCUCUACAUGUAUCUAUAUUUUGUUAUCUUCAUCAUCUUUGGUGCCUUCUUCACCUUAAACCUCUUCAUCGGUGUCAUUAUUGAUAAUUUCAACCAACAAAAGAAAAAGUUGGGAGACAAAGAUAUUUUCAUGACGGAAGAGCAAAAAAAAUACUAUGAGGCCAUGAAGAAACUUGGUUCCAAGAAGCCGCAGAAGCCAAUCCCACGCCCAACGAACCCAAUCCAGGGCGUGGUGUUUGACUUCAUCAACCAGCAGGUCUUCGACAUCUUCAUCAUGGUUCUCAUCUGCCUCAACAUGGUGACUAUGAUGGUGGAAACCGAUGACCAAAGUCCGGAGAAGGAGGAUUUCCUUUUUAAGCUGAACGUGGCGUUCAUCGUCGUCUUCACCGGGGAGUGUGUGCUGAAGCUCUUCGCGCUGCGGCAAUACUUCUUCACCAACGGCUGGAACAUUUUUGAUUUCAUCGUUGUCAUCCUGUCGAUAGCUGGUACGAUGCUCUCAGAUUUAAUCGAGAAGUACUUUGUGUCACCGACUCUCUUCAGGGUGAUCCGGCUGGCCAGGAUUGGCAGGAUUCUGCGUAUCAUUAAAGGAGCUAAGGGUAUUCGGACGCUUCUCUUUGCUCUGAUGAUGUCCCUCCCUGCUCUGUUCAACAUCGGCCUCCUGCUCUUCCUUCUCAUGUUCAUCUUUGCCAUCUUUGCCAUGUCAAAUUUCGCCUACGUCAAAAAGGAGGCUGGGAUCGAUGACAUUUUUAAUUUUGAGACGUUUGGUGGUAGCAUUAUCUGCUUGUUCCAGAUUACGACAUCAGCGGGCUGGGACGGGCUUUUGCUUCCGAUGCUGAACCGGGAGCCUCCGGACUGCGAUCCAGAAUGCGAAAACCCAGGCACGGAUGUGAAAGGUAACUGCGGCAGCCCGCUGAUGGGCAUGGUGUUCUUCUGCAGCUACAUCAUCAUUUCCUUCUUAGUCGUGGUCAACAUGUACAUCGCCAUCAUCUUGGAGAACUUCAACGUGGCCCAGGAGGAGAGCGGCGACCCCCUCUGCGAGGAAGACUUUGAGAUGUUCAAUGAAACGUGGGAGAAGUUUGACCUGAACGGAACGAUGUUCAUCAAGUACAGCCAGCUCUCAGAUUUCUGCGAUGCCUUGCAGGAACCACUAAAGGUUCCAAAGCCCAAUCUGCUUCACCUGAUCAAAAUGGAUCUGCCCCUGGUGAUUGGGGACAGGAUCCACUACCUGGAUGUGCUGUUGGCUGUCACUCAGAUGGUACUGGGAGACACGGUGGAGAUGGCGGCCAUGGCAAAGAGCGUUGAGAUUAAGUUCUCUUUAAGCAACCCCACAAACGACUCCUUCGCACCUAUUACCACAACCGUACGCCACAAAGAAGAGCAGAGGGCUGCUGUGGUUGUUCAGAGGGCCUACCGCAGACACCUUCUGAAGCGCUGCGUACGCCACGCCGCCUUCAUGCACCGAUUAAAGAGGGUGGGUAGAAAAGACGAAAGUGACGAUCCUCCCGAGAAGGAGGGGUUGCUCACUCGAAGGAUGGGGGUGCUCUAUGGGAGCAACACAGACCUCGCUGAGGAAAUGGAGCAAAAUGAUUUGCAAACUCUAGCAACCCAGGAGCAACUUAACGCAGAGACAGCGUCACAGUGUGACCACAAGCCCCGUGAGCCAAACAUAAUUGUCGUUCCUGUUGAAAUUACAAAUGAGGUUUUAUUACAUUCUGCCCCCAAUCGACACCUCCUGAAAGAGUCUGUUGUAUGACGAAGAUAAAGAUGUUGUACACUAGAUUCUUCUUUUUUUUAAACAGUAAAUAAAUCAGUGCUAGUCAGUUCAAAGCUUCUGAAGUUAACUUUAUUUUGAAAGAACAAUUUAGAGCUUGUUGAUGCAAACAAUCACUUCAGUUGUUUUUUUAUGGAACCUUUAGCAGGAUAGACUAUAACAGGGGUGGCCAAGGUGGGUUUUUGUGUAGGGGGUGGGGGGUGCAUACACAAAUGAAAAAAGAUGGCAGCCAAAGCUAAUUCCAAGUGGCUUUAAUUCAGCUGUUUUAAUAAAUACUGGGCUAAUUUUUUUUUUGUGAUCAUAGCUAAGAAUGAUAAAAAAAAAA
This is a messenger RNA of Austrofundulus limnaeus, 3046 nucleotides long. Its product is annotated as sodium channel protein type 4 subunit alpha A-like. The record is from RefSeq and is a predicted model, not a curated record. Gene Ontology annotation, biological process: sodium ion transmembrane transport; membrane depolarization during action potential; neuronal action potential. NCBI's taxonomy places the organism in Eukaryota, Metazoa, Chordata, Actinopteri, Cyprinodontiformes, Rivulidae. Gene Ontology annotation, molecular function: voltage-gated sodium channel activity; calcium ion binding. Gene Ontology annotation, cellular component: voltage-gated sodium channel complex; plasma membrane.